Messenger RNA from Pediculus humanus corporis (human body louse), 1110 nucleotides. Its product is annotated as DrosGluCl, putative. Gene Ontology annotation, molecular function: transmembrane signaling receptor activity; extracellular ligand-gated monoatomic ion channel activity; chloride channel activity. The transcript has 7 exons. Gene Ontology annotation, cellular component: synapse; neuron projection; membrane. The coding region runs from base 1 to 1110 and encodes 369 amino acids. Gene Ontology annotation, biological process: chemical synaptic transmission; regulation of membrane potential; nervous system process. The record is from RefSeq and is a predicted model, not a curated record. NCBI's taxonomy places the organism in Eukaryota, Metazoa, Arthropoda, Insecta, Psocodea, Pediculidae.
AUGGAAUACAGCGUUCAGCUGACAUUUCGAGAACAAUGGCUUGAUGAAAGACUGAAAUUCAAUGACUUUGAAGGUCGUAUAAAGUACCUUACAUUAACCGAUGCUAACAGAGUUUGGAUGCCUGAUUUAUUUUUUUCAAAUGAAAAAGAAGGGCACUUUCAUAACAUCAUAAUGCCAAACGUUUACAUCCGUAUAUUUCCGCACGGUUCAGUGCUCUAUAGUAUUAGGAUUUCAUUAACUCUUUCUUGUCCAAUGAAUCUCAAGUUAUAUCCAUUAGACAGACAAGUUUGCUCACUUCGAAUGGCCAGUUACGGUUGGACGACAGCCGAUUUAGUUUUUCUUUGGAAAGUUGGCGAUCCCGUUCAAGUUGUUAAAAAUUUACAUUUACCUCGAUUCACUCUCGAAAAAUUUUUCACGGAUUAUUGCAAUAGUAAAACAAACACAGGGGAAUAUAGUUGUUUAAAAGUAGAUUUGCUAUUCAAAAGAGAAUUCUCAUACUAUCUCAUUCAAAUAUACAUACCUUGCUGCAUGUUGGUUAUCGUUUCCUGGGUAUCAUUUUGGCUAGAUCAGAGUGCGGUACCUGCGAGAGUUUCACUCGGAGUGACAACAUUACUCACAAUGGCGACGCAAACCUCUGGUAUAAAUGCAUCAUUGCCACCGGUAUCCUACACAAAAGCCAUCGACGUGUGGACCGGAGUUUGUUUGACGUUCGUAUUUGGAGCUUUGUUAGAAUUUGCUCUCGUUAAUUAUGCAUCGAGAUCGGACAUGCACCGUGAAAAUAUGAAAAAACAAAGGAGGCAAUGCGAAUUGGAACACGCGGCAUCACUCGAAGCCGCAGCUGAUUUAUUAGAAGAUGGUGCGACAACUUUUGCCAUGAAACCACUCGUCGGUCAUCGCGGUGACGCUCUCGCAAUUGAAAAAGCACGUCAAUGUGAAAUCCACAUGCAACCCAAAAGAGACGAUUGCUGUAGAACGUGGAUAUCGAAAUUUCCAACAAGAUCGAAACGUAUCGACGUCAUUUCACGCAUAACAUUCCCACUCGUUUUUGCUCUUUUUAACGUAGUCUAUUGGUCGACAUAUUUGUUCAGAGAAGAUACGGAAGAUAAUUAA